AUGGUGAAGACAAGAAAAUCAACACCUUCGAUUGUCAAAGAAAAACGGAAACAACAUGUCGCCUCUCGAGAGGAAGUGAUCGAGUUUCGCAAAAUUUACAAAAUCACACCGCCUCCAUAUGCGAUCAGUGAACUCAUUAAAGACAUGCAGAAAGAGUUUAUUAGUAGUAACGGACACAUAAAGCGUCCCCCAAAUCCCUUUUUGGUUUUUCGUAAAACAGCAAAUAAGAGAGCAAAAGAAUUUGGCCUAAAAUGUAAGGAGCAAAAUAAAUUCCAAACGAGAUUUUCGGAACUGUUAGGUAGAGUAUGGCAGGCAUUACCAAGAGAAGAGAAGGAUGGAUAUUAUAAAUUGGCAGAGGAAAUUAAAAUUGAACAUAAGAAGGAAUUUCCAAAUUAUGAAUUUCAUCCGAAGCGUGAUAGAUCGAUCUUUAGAAUCUAUAAUCAUACACAAAAAGAUGUCGCAGACAUCGAUGAAUCUUCCUCCGACAGUUCAAUUGAUCAAGAUCUCAAUCCUCAAGAUUUUGUAACAUAUUAUAUGAUAUUUGAUAGUUAA
This is a messenger RNA of Ambispora gerdemannii, 552 nucleotides long. Lineage: Eukaryota; Fungi; Glomeromycota; Glomeromycetes; Archaeosporales; Ambisporaceae. The record is from the annotation of a GenBank genome assembly.